Nannospalax galili (Upper Galilee mountains blind mole rat) is the source of this 2054-nucleotide messenger RNA. It is a transcript of the gene Clec3b, whose product is annotated as C-type lectin domain family 3 member B. NCBI's taxonomy places the organism in Eukaryota, Metazoa, Chordata, Mammalia, Rodentia, Spalacidae. The transcript has 3 exons. The coding region runs from base 112 to 720 and encodes 202 amino acids. The record is from RefSeq and is a predicted model, not a curated record. Gene Ontology annotation, biological process: bone mineralization; ossification.
UGGGGAGGGUUUCCUGGACAGAGGUCCUUGUGGCCACAGCCUUAAUACGUGCAACCCCAGCUGCAGCAGCUGCUGCUUUUGGACCCAGGCACUGCAGGCAGCAGCAGCAAUAUGGAACUCUGGGGCACCUACUUGAUCCUCUGCCUCUUCUCUCUCCUGCCCCACAUCUUUGCAGAGUCACCCACUCCCAAGACCAAGAAGGUUGCAAAUGCCAAGAAAGAUGUGGUGAGCUCAAAGAUGUUUGAGGAGCUCAAGAGCCGGCUGGACAGCCUAGCCCAGGAGGUGGCCCUGCUGAAGGAGCAGCAGGCUUUGCAGACAGUGUGCCUGAAGGGCACUAAGGUGCAUAUGAAGUGCUUCCUGGCCUUCACCCAACCGAAAACCUUCCACGAGGCCAGCGAGGACUGUAUCUCGCGCGGGGGCACGCUGGGCACGCCGCAGUCGGGGCUGGAGAACGAGGCGCUGUACGAGUACGCGCGCCAGAGCGCGGGCAGCGAGGCGGAGAUCUGGCUGGGCUUCAACGACAUGGCCACGGAGGGAACCUGGGUGGAUAUGACCGGCGGCCGCCUGGCCUACAAGAACUGGGAGACGGAGAUCACUGCGCAGCCCGACGGCGGCAAGGCAGAGAACUGCGCCGCCCUGGCCGGCGCGGCCAACGGCAAGUGGUUCGACAAGCGCUGCCGCGACCAGCUGCCCUACAUCUGCCAGUUCGCCAUUGUGUAGCCAGAUGGAGGGCGGGGCUGGGGCAGGGCUAGUGGGGGCGGGGUCAGGAUUGGGGGAGGAGGAGCCUGGGUCCAAGGGAAGUGGGGCUGUUGGGCUGGGUGUAGGUGGGGUGUGGUGGCUACUGGGGAGGGGAGGCCUGGUGGAGGGUCCAGAGGAAGGCAAGGAGACCUUUUUGACUGGGUCCCACCUCUUGCCUGGUUUUUGCAAAUAAAGUUGGUGCAGAGCACCUGAAGUCUGCUGGUUGGCCGGGCAGGGAGAUUACAGGAGAGGCCAGAAGAGCCCUGGGCGCACCGGUUGGGAGUGGGUUCCAACGAGAGGACGAGGGAGGAUCGGGUGUGGAGUGGAGGGUGGUGAGAGAACGGUGGUAGAGAGCCCUGGCGCUGCCUGCGUUCUUUUUCUUUUGGCUUAUUUUAACAUAGAAAAAUUGCAAGAAAUUCGGAUUCGCCAAAUAUUGUUUUUGUGUAUUUGUUGCUUUCUCCUUUCUUUUACUUUUGUUUUUAAUAUUUUUUGGUUGAUUUUAUUUUAUGAGUGUUAAGCCUGCAUAUUUGUAGUCCCAGCAAACAUCUAGUGUGUCUGCUCAUGUGCUUGUCGUGGUGUGGAAGCUAGGGGAUACCUUGCAGGAGUUGCUUCUCUCCUUCCACCAUUCAGGUCCCAGGGGAUCAAAUUCAAAUCGUCAGAUUCCUUUACCUGGGGAGUCAUGCUGGUCCCCUUUUGUUUUUUUUCCUCUCUCACUGUGUAGCUCUGGCCAGCCUGGAACUCAUUGUGUAGACCAGGCUAUCCUCAGACUCACAGAGAUCCACUUGCUUCUGCCUCCUGAGUGCUGGGAUUGAAGACAUGUGCCACUACAUCCUGCCCCUUUAACAAUAAAUGUUCAUUCGAUCUCCUUUUCCUUCCAUGCUGCACUGUAAGCAUCCUGAAAGCAAGGGUGUUUCUUACACAUGUGCAGCAGUUAUGGAAGUCAAGAAAUUACAGGCUUUUUCCAGAGUUCACUUCCUUGAUACACACAUACACCCCAAUUCCAGAGGAGGGGUAUAUCCCUAUCCCUUCUCCCAUUGGAGAACUAUUUGAGGAUGCUCUGACAUGCAGGAGCCUGCUGUGGGAUAGAGGAGGAACAGGGUGCUAAGACCACCCAAGGAGAUUGAUCAAUGCUGGGGGCUGAUCCAGAAGCUAGAUAUGACAGUUGCCAACACUGCCUGGCCAUUGUGCCACCCCCCACUCUUCACUGAGAGCCAGCCAGGGGGUCCACACUGCUCCAAGUCAACACAGCAUGUCACUGAGUCCACCAUAUUGCAGGGACUUUGAGAAAACAUUUUUUGGGGGGUGUAUUUUUAUUU